GGCGGGGAGCGGCGGAGGGAGGAGGCAGAGCUGGCCGCCGCAGUUUGCCGCCGCUGCUGGGCGCCUAGGCAGAGAGCUCCCCGGGGUUCGUGCGGCCGCCAUGGACGAGCAGGCGGGGCCCGGCGUCUUCUUCAGCAACAACCACCCGGGAGCUGGCGGUGCUAAGGGGCUCGGGCCUCUGGCGGAGGCUGCAGCGGCCGGAGACGGAGCGGCUGCGGCGGGGGCGGCCCGAGCUCAGUACAGCCUCCCGGGGAUCUUGCACUUCCUGCAGCACGAAUGGGCCCGCUUCGAGGUGGAGAGAGCCCAGUGGGAGGUGGAGCGGGCGGAGCUGCAGGCUCAGAUUGCUUUCCUUCAGGGGGAGAGGAAAGGACAAGAAAAUUUGAAGAAAGAUCUUGUGAGGAGGAUCAAAAUGCUGGAAUAUGCUUUGAAGCAGGAAAGAGCCAAAUACCACAAGUUGAAAUAUGGGACAGAACUGAAUCAGGGAGACAUGAAGCCUCCAAGCUAUGAUUCUGAUGAAGGUAAUGAAACAGAGGUGCAGCCACAGCAAAACAGCCAGUUAAUGUGGAAGCAAGGCCGGCAGCUACUCAGGCAGUAUCUCCAGGAGGUCGGCUACACAGAUACUAUUCUAGACGUGAAAUCCAAGCGUGUGCGGGCAUUGUUGGGCUUUUCAAGUGAUGUCACUGACAGGGAGGAUGACAAAAACCAGGACUCAGUGAUAAAUGGCACAGAGGCCGAAGUUAAAGAGACAGCAAUGAUUGGAAAAUCCGAGUUAACAGAUUCUGCCUCUGUGCUGGACAAUUUCAAAUUCCUUGAAAAUGCAGCUGCAGAUUUCAGUGAUGAAGANGAGGACGAGGACACUGAUGGAAGAGCGAAGAGUGUCAUUGAUACUUCCACAAUUGUUAGGAAAAAAGCAUUGCCUGAUACCAGUGAAGAUCGAGACACAAAAGAAGCUCUGAAGGAGUUUGACUUUCUUGUCACAUCAGAGGAAGGAGACAACGAAUCUAGAAGCGCAGGCGAUGGAACNGACUGGGAAAAGGAAGAUCAGUGCCUCACGCCUGAAGCCUGGAAUGUGGACCAGGGAGUGAUCUCCAAACUGAAGGAGCAGUACAAAAAGGAGAGGAAGGGGAAGAAGGGGGUGAAGAGGCCCAAUAGGUCAAAACUACAAGAUAUGCUUGCUAAUUUGAGAGACGUUGAUGAACUUCCCUCCUUGCAGCCAUCUGUUGGCUCCCCUUCCAGACCCAGCAGCUCCAGGCUUCCUGAACAGGAGCUCAGUAGGGCAGAUGAAGUGGAAGCACUGACAUUUCCUCCUUCUUCUGGGAAGUCAUUUAUCAUGGGAGCAGACGAAGCCCUUGAGAGCGAGCUGGGGCUUGGAGAAUUAGCAGGCCUUACGGUGGCCAAUGAAGCAGACUCACUAGCUUAUGAUGUAAGUAGCAGCUCUGUUUGUUACACCAUUAAUCUGUUUGAAAAUUUAAUNGUUGAGUUUGUAGAAGAUGGCAGAGGAAAAAUUGAUAUUAUGUUUCCUAUUCUAUUUCCAAAGCUUCUGAGUGACAUGAGGACAGAGAAGUACACCUACAGAUCUCUGUCCCAUGAUGUAGGAAAUCUACAGGUCUACANGUUCAAGCAUAGACGUACUAACCUUCAUGAAAACNCGGGGAAGUCACGCCAUUCACUGCUGAAGUGUGGAGUGUUUACACUUGUCUUCUUUCUCCAAUUUAGGAGUACUUCUCUAGAUGUGGAGCCCAUCUAUACAUUCAGGGCUCACAAAGGUCCGGUGCUGUGUGUGGUCAUGAGUAGCAAUGGUGAGCAGUGCUACAGCGGGGGAACUGAUGGUCUGAUCCAGAGCUGGAGCACCACCAAUCCCAACGUCGAUCCCUACGAUGCUUAUGAUCCUUCGGUUCUAAGAGGCCCUCUGCUGGGCCACACAGACGCGGUGUGGGGGCUGGCCUAUAGUGCGGCACACCAGCGCUUGCUCUCCUGCUCAGCAGACGGCACUCUUCGCUUAUGGAACACAACUGAGGUUGCUCCAGCACUGAGUGUAUUUAAUGAUAACCAAGAACUGGGAAUCCCUGCCUCUGUGGAUCUGGUGAGCAGCGACCCGAGCCAUAUGGUAGCAUCGUUCAGCAAGGGAUAUACAAGCAUCUUUAACAUGGAAACACAGCAGCGAAUUCUCACAUUAGAAUCCAAUGUUGAUUCAACAUCCAGUUCUUCCUGCCAAAUAAACAGAGUUAUCAGUCAUCCUACCCUCCCAAUCAGCAUCACCGCUCANGAAGACAGGCACAUCAAGUUCUACGAUAACAAUACAGGCAAACUGAUCCACUCGAUGGUGGCCCACCUGGAAGCUGUGACAAGCCUGGCAGUUGACCCGAAUGGCCUCUACUUGAUGUCUGGCAGUCAUGACUGUUCAAUACGCUUAUGGAAUUUAGAAAGUAAGACAUGUAUCCAGGAGUUCACAGCUCAUCGGAAGAAAUUUGAAGAAUCGAUCCAUGAUGUAGCGUUCCACCCUUCCAAAUGCUAUAUAGCCAGCGCUGGAGCUGACGCCCUGGCUAAGGUCUUUGUAUGAUGUGGCACAGCAGCUUCACCUUGUAGCUCUUUAUAAAAGUCAACUGCACAACAGAGAUACGGAAGACCAGGGCAAGAAUCAGCUCGCCCUGCCCUUUUGUUCUGCUGAGGGAGCACAGAGAACUCUGUUAAAGUAUAGUUUUGCAAUUCGUAUACUGUUUUCUAAAAUUAAGGUUUGUUCAGGUUGCUGCAAGCUCAGCCAAACCUGUGAGCCUGAAACUUUGAGAUUUCCCUCCAAAGAGGCACUUUUGUUUCUGACGUUGUUGUCAUUCGCUAGGCAGGCCUGAGCGGGACAGGGUCAGCUUCUUCUCCCUUUUAAGUAAACAGGGCAUGCUGUCAUGAAUAAUUAGAGUUGAGCGCCGGGAACGAGUAGAGUGGAAACCUAACUGUACUUCCUGCCACCCGGAGACAUCUACUAGACACUAGGUAGUCCGUUGUACAGCUGUUUCUGCUCCACUAACCCCAGUGUGCAGAACGACCAGUCAGUGUUCAAGUGAGUUCCUACCACAGCUGUCCUUUCAGCCGUUCUCAUAAAGCACAUGGCAAAACAUUUCACCUGCUAGGAGGAAACGAUGCAAUAAUGUUAAGUGUAUUACUAUUCAGAAAUGCUAAACAAAUACUUAAUUUGCAAGCAGAUUUCUAUAUUGUAUUACAGUUUUGAAAGUAGAUGUGGAAGCAUUCUAAAGUGUAACUGUGAAGCACUCACAGUCAAGAGUGGGUAAUAGANCCUGCUUUACUAAAGGUUUGAACUCAUCCAGNUUUGAGAUCCUGUUUAUUUUUAAGGGCAAACAGGGCAUAUUUCUAUAAUUUGUCUAAAAAUUCACCUCAUUAAUGUGGCAUUUAUAGUACUAGCGUGAUCAUUUCAUACUGAUAAACUUACUUCCUAGUGAUUCUGAAAAUGGGGGAAACUAUUUAUUAGCAUCCAUUUCCCAACACCCACAUAACUGGUUCAAGUGAGCCUUGCUGUUCUUCCCUGCUUUUCAUGGUCAUGUUGUCUGAUGCUUACCAUGAAGUGUCUAUAACUGGUCUGUCAUGUAGUCCAAAGCAUGUGGUCACCGCAGGCAGCUGCUUUUGCAGCCACGCCUAGUAGAGUAGUGCACCCCAGAAAGUCCUCUACUAGUGUCUCGGGAAAGAACUCUGUAGACAUCUAGAUGGAGAUGUUAGUGCCCGUGAUGUCUACAAAGUUCUUUCUUCUCCCCUCUCCCCAUUGUUUAAUUGGAAUGUUUUAAUGAACAGUUGAUCAAUACUCUAUCUAGAGAAAACCAUGUCUUAAAAUGCCAGCUCUCGCAUUUAUCUGUGAGCUGAAUGUGGUCAGCUUUUGGGAGUCUCAGAAUCCUACUGACACACCUAGGGCAGUCUUCACACCCUUCACACCCUCUCUGCUUUUGUCCUAAAUGACAGAGACCACUAUAAAUACUAAAUUCAAAUUAAUCUCCACCUUUUUACCAAAAUGUGUCCAUCAUAGGCUCUCUGUCUUAAAAAUAUUAUACCCAUAGAUAUUAUGACCCAUUAAACUAAUUCCAUUGCCAUAGCCGUGGCUUUUCUGGUGAACUGUUCUUUGAAGUAGGAUUCUAAUGGUGAUGUGGCUAAUAAUUGACUUCUUAAAAAUUUCUGCUCAUCUAUCUUUAGAAUUCUCCAGUGCAGGCAAACUUUUCUUACAUUAUAAGACUCGGGUUGAACGUCCCUGAUUACUCUAUAGACAUGCUGUAGUAUUUAGCACAACUACAGUUUAUCUUUGUGCUUUGGUUAACAAGCAGGCUUAAGAGAUUCAUUGGUAUAUGCAAGUGAAUUGAGUUACACAUAACUACCAAGGAAAGCUCACAUUUUCAUGUAUAGAGUUUUAUGCUGUGACAGGUAAACUCUUCCAUACUUUGUAAAGUGAACAAAAGGAUUUAUUAACAUUUGUAGAAUAUUAGAAGAUUCCAGUCAGAAGUGGCAUAUUUAUGAUGGCUGAGCACAGUUACUGCAGUCUUCAGUGUAUGUCUUACUCUUGUCAUCAACACUCCAGAACCCAGGAGAGUCUGCCCUGUUCAUUCUGUGCCUCGUAAUUGAGGUUUUCCUGUUAGUGGGUGGGACACAACCUUAAGAUAAGCAAAGUGUAGUACAAAUGACAGAACUGUUGAAAGUUGUUUAGGAAGUAUGUUUUGUGCCAUUGAAGACUGCAUGGAGAAAGAGAGCCUUCUAAACUAGCCCUGUUUGCUGUCAACCUAGAAAUGAGCCAACUGUCUUCCAACUGGAUGGUAGCAUGGACAUGUGUUUGACUUUCCCCAUCCUAUUGAAAAAUCACAAGAUGAACAGUUUCAAGAUUCAAAACCCUUGAAAUACUUUCAUGGUUAUUUAGCAGAUUGUAAAUGUUUUGAGUGAGCUGUUUUGGAAUAAUAUGAAAAUCAGCAGGUAGGUUAGGUCCCUGCCUUAUUUUCAGUGCUGUGGAUGUGUCUCCGGGAGCUUACAGUACUUCUCAAAAUGCAGCUGUCACUUGGAGCUCAUUUGCUACUCAAACCAUAGACAAAUAAGUGAUGGAAUGACCUUCAGUAUUUUUCUAUUGAACAAAGUUACCAAUUUUUGCCAUUAAACAGAUAAUUAGUUAUGCAAAGUAUUUAGCUUUUGUAAUCAUUUAGUUGUAACUAAAAGGGGGAGAUUGAACUGUUUCACUGAUAAUGAACUUGGUGAGAAAUUAUUUGUUUAUCUGACUUCCAUUCCUUCAGUAUUCUUGCUAUAAAUUUCUUUUGGAGAUAAUGAUUCUUUAUUUGAAAGAUGUCUAAAAUGUAUGUAUAUUUUAUAAAUAUAUAUUAUAUAUAUUAUAGGGAUAUAUAUAAUAUAUAGACGAUAUAUAUCUAUCUAAACCAUGGGUGCAUUUUACUGUUUGUGUCUUCACUUUGGGAGGUAGUAUACUCAUAAGUUGAUGAGCCUGACGAGUGUUGUGCUGUUUGCUUUUACAGUAUAAUAUAUAGUUCCAAGUGUUUAAAUACUGUACAUACUAUAUUCAUUAUAGGCUAGCAUGCUUGUUUUAAAGACUGUCAUUCUAGUUUAUUAAAAUCUGAAUGUAAGAAAACCUGGCUAUUCAAAUGUGAAUUGAAAAAUUCCAUUCUCAGAACUGAACUGUUUCCAUUGAACAUUCAAGCUUUUUGACAAAAUGUGUCAUCGAGAAGGCAAUAGCUAGAAAGUGAGAGGUGCCUUUAAAAAAAACCUACAAACGCAGCCUUACAGUGAGGGUGAAGACUGAAUCUGUGUCGGGGUGGGGGGGAAGAGAGAGUGUGAGAGAUUGUGUGUGUGUGUGUGUGUGUCUGUGUGUGUGCGCCAGUCUGUGGAGACCCUGACUGUGAUUGUCAGUGUCGUUCAAUGUAUCUUUUCAACUUCCAGGACUUGAGGGGGCAUUUCUGCACAGCCAUGCUCCUCGGAGCACUUUGUGUGCUUUCCAACAGUGUGGAAUGUGAACUCCUAGAAAAUUCAGUAAGGAAUAAAUAGCUGUCUUUUUUUUUUUUUUUUCAGUUAAAAUCAAUUUCAGGUAACAAAUUAUUGGUUCCCCAGAAUUAUGGGAUUCUCGUUGAUAUUGUAAUUUUUUACAGCUUGACUUUAUAGUGCUUCAUGUGUCUCCCCCGUUCACAAGAGUGUGGCAUAAAGCUCUCAGAUGACGAGGAAUGAACUAGUAAACUUGCUUUUAGAUGAAACACUUGAACUAACUAAACUCCACCUAACAGUAGUCUUGAAGAAUUGAAAUGGCCUCUCUCAUAUCUACCUCACUGUCAUUGCCGCCAUUCUACGUAGAACAGCCCUGUCUGGCAUUAAAGAUGAUGGUUGAUGCAACUUAAACAUCUGCUGGUGCUUUCUUCAGGCUUGGUCAUCUCAGCUGUACAUCACAAGCAGCCUGUAACAUGUAGUUACAUGUAACAUGUAGGGUUAGUUUUAGGGGUUUUUUGCCUGUUUAACUUCUUUGUUUUUCCUAAGGAUGGCUUUAAAAUACCAUCAGUGUUCCUUUUUGGAGGGAGUUACUUCCCAGUUGUUAUGUCUGUGGGAUAUUUUUAUCCAAGAAUCAAAUUGUUACUGAAUUUCCCUGAAACUCCAGGCAUAGUAGCACACUCUUAUAUAAUCCUACUUGAGAGGUGAAGGCAAGAGAAUCAAGGACAAGGUUAAGGUCGUCCUCGGCUGUAUAAGGAGUUCAAGGCCAGCCUGGGCUACGUGAGCCCUUGUCUCAAUACAACAAAAAGUAUCAUUUUAUUUGGCUUACUUUAUUCUUUGAAAGGUAUUUCAACCCUCUUAGGUAUACAAUUAUUCACUUUAUUGACUUAGAAAAUGCCUCUAUGUUACUGCCAUGUUUAUAUUACAGUACUUAGGAUGUUUAUAGACACUGGGAUUCUGGUGGCAGAAAAGUAGUAUCUGAUGAAGUGUGUGUGUGUGUGU
This is a messenger RNA of Mus caroli (Ryukyu mouse), 6957 nucleotides long. Lineage: Eukaryota; Metazoa; Chordata; Mammalia; Rodentia; Muridae. The record is from RefSeq and is a predicted model, not a curated record.